Alligator mississippiensis (American alligator) is the source of this 1850-nucleotide messenger RNA. It is a transcript of the gene ERP44, whose product is annotated as endoplasmic reticulum protein 44. Lineage: Eukaryota; Metazoa; Chordata; Crocodylia; Alligatoridae. The record is from RefSeq and is a predicted model, not a curated record. Bases 131 to 1351 code for a protein of 406 amino acids. The transcript is spliced from 12 exons.
GGGCGGGCGGGCGGGCUGGCGGCUGGGACCGCGGUGGCGCUGCUCCGGCUGCUUCCUGGAGACGGGGGAAGUGAGGAGCCGCCGCGGAGAUCGAGCCGCAGCCCCGCGCCUACCGGGUGGCCGCUCGACCAUGAGACCCGCCGCCUUCCCGCCCUCGCCUGAGCCCGCCUGCCUCUUCCUCGUCCUGGUAUCUUGGCUUUUUAAUCCAGCAAGAAGUGAAAUAACAAGUCUAGAUAGUGGAAAUAUAGAUGAUAUUUUGAACAAUGCAGAUGUUGCUUUAGUUAAUUUUUAUGCAGAUUGGUGUCGCUUCAGCCAAAUGUUGCAUCCUAUCUUUGAGGAAGCUUCCAAUGUCAUUAAAGAAGAAUAUCCAGAUAAGAAUCAAGUGGUAUUUGCCAGAGUAGACUGUGAUCAGCACUCGGAUAUAGCUCAAAGAUACAGAAUAAGCAAAUAUCCAACCCUAAAGCUGUUUCGAAAUGGAAUGAUGAUGAAGAGAGAGUAUAGAGGCCAGAGAUCAGUGACUGCAAUAGCAGAUUAUAUAAGACAACAGAAAAGCAAUCCUAUUCGAGAAGUCCAAGAUUUGGAAGAAAUUCACUCUGUUGACCGCAGUAAAAGAAAUAUCAUUGGAUAUUUUGAACAGAAGGACUCUAAUAACUAUAGAACCUUUGAAAGAGUAUCAAAUAUUUUGCAUGAUGAUUGCGUCUUCCUCUCUGCAUUUGGGACUGUUUCAAAACCAGAGAGAUUUAGUGGGGACAAUGUAAUCUAUAAGCCUCCAGGGGAAAAUGCUCCAGAUAUGGUAUACUUAGGUUCUCUGACCAAUUUUGAUUUGGUUUAUGCAUGGACACAAGACAAAUGUGUGCCACUUGUUCGAGAAAUUACAUUUGAGAAUGGAGAGGAAUUAACAGAAGAAGGCUUGCCUUUUCUCAUACUUUUCCACAUGAAAGAUGACUUGGAGAGUUUAGAAAGAUUCCAGCAGGAAGUUGCGCGACAACUAAUAAGUGAAAAGGGUACAAUAAAUUUUCUACAUGCUGACUGUGACAAAUUCAGACACCCACUUCUACAUAUUCAGAAGACUCCAGCAGACUGUCCUGUUGUUGCUAUUGACAGUUUUAGGCAUAUGUAUGUCUUUCCAGACUUCAAUGACUUGUCUAUUCCAGGUAAACUGAAACAGUUUGUACUAGAUUUGCACUCUGGAAAAUUGCACCGAGAAUUUCAUCAUGGCCCUGAUCCAACUGAUGUAGCACCUGGUCAGCCAAAUCAAGAUGUAGCAAGCAGUCCACCAGAGAGUUCAUUCCAGAAGUUAGCACCCAGUGAACAUAGGUACACAUUAUUGAGGGAAAAAGAUGAACUUUAAAAACUUGAACUAAUCUUGCAAGCCUUUUCAAACAGCAGCAUUGACUUGUGUGGUGGAAAUAGUAAACCUAUAUUUUCAUAAUUCUAUGUGUAUUUUUAUUUUGGAUAAACUGAAAAAUAAUUUUUUUGCUCCCUGGGCUUGUAAAUACAUUUGUUUGGUGGGUCAUUCUGUACAGCAUCUUUCAAAUGGCUUGUUCCUAAUGCUAUAGUAAAAUAUCAGAGACCCAUCUAGACUUUUGAUCUAACUCCGUUCUGUAAAACUUUUCUAAUUCAAAUGAAGGUAUCAUUGCCAGAGACAUGCUGUUAACUUGCACUCUCUAAGUAGGACUCCUCUGAUUUUUUUUUUUUUUUCUCUGUGUAAUCUGGUAGUAUGUGCUUUUAUUUCUUCCUCUUCAUGUGAACAGCUAUCCUGGUACUUCGUUUCAUUGUCACAUUUUUCUCAUAAUUAAGAGGGCGUAUUCUGGAUACUUGGGAAGGGAAUAAAUUAAAGUUUUACAGAA